CAUGGGAGCCACUGGGUGACGACAUGGAGCUCGGCGCAGCAGGGCUGUCCGGCGAGGGCCAACAUCCCCCAAGCCUUUUACAGCGACGAUGGCGUUGCGUUCGAGAAUGCGACGAUUCGACAGACCGUUCGCUUGACGCUCGGAGGGGAUGAUCUCCGUAUCCGGCUGUCGAAUGCUUUUGUGGGCGUCGAGGUGCAAAUUGACAGGGUCACCAUUGCUCUGCCCGCCCUCGAGGAAGUGGUGGGCAAGAUGACGCGGUCAGGUUCGCCGACAAUUGAACCGGCGUCGCUUCAGCAAUUGAGCUUCGCCGGCCGGCCCAGCACAAUCAUUCCCGCGGGAGGACAGAUGAUCUCCGAUCCCGUGGCGUUUCCCAUCCCGAAUGACUCGACCAUUACUAUCAGCCUGUACAUCAGCAGGGGCCAGGAGACGGACACAGUCACCUGCCACAUGGUCGCAAGGACGCGCACCUGGAUUGUGGAAGGAGACUCCGUGGCAGCACCGACUGUACCCCAGACGCGGAUGGCCGACACUCCGAUUUCAUGGUACUUCUUGAGCGCCGUGGAAGCGUGGAAGCCGUUGGACCACCAUGCCGUCGUGGUGUUCGGCGACAGCAUCACUGACGUGUCCGCUGCGCCCAUUGAUUCGGAUCUCAGAUGGACGAAUCGCUUAUUCCGCCGCCUGCAACAGAGUCCGAACGCUGGUCUGCAAAAGCUCAGCGUCCUCAACCAAGCGGUGCGCGGCAACCGAUUAAUCGACGACGAUAUACGAGCACCGAACCUCAACGCCCGCCUGGACAGCGAUGCAAUUGCGAUUAGCGGGAUCAAAUUCGCUGUGAUCGUGGAGGGACUCCUCGACAUUACGCGAGGAAGAACAUCGUUGCGCACGAUUGUUCAAUUCCAGCAGAUGAUAGCCCGGCUGCACGCAGCGGACGUCUUCGUGUUCGGCGCGACACUCAAACCAUUCUCAUGCGUGAGUGCCGAACGCCCAUGGCGAGGAGCGAAUCGGCCACCCUCAGAGGUGGAGAGGUUGAAAGUGAACCGGUGGAUUCGCAAUACGACGGACUUCGACGCCAUGGUGGACUUUGACGAGACGUUGCGAAAUCCCAGCAAUACCACCGAGUCCAGGCCAGAAUACCAGGGAGAGGAUUGUCUACACCCUAGCCUCGCUGGGAUGGAUGCGAUGGCGGAUGUUUUCCCGCUGGACGCCUUCGAGAGGCUGCUUGAUGGA
This is a messenger RNA of Neohortaea acidophila, 1227 nucleotides long. RefSeq names its product lipolytic enzyme. Lineage: Eukaryota; Fungi; Ascomycota; Dothideomycetes; Mycosphaerellales; Teratosphaeriaceae. The annotation marks the transcript as partial. The record is from RefSeq and is a predicted model, not a curated record. The transcript has a single exon.